Drosophila erecta is the source of this 2368-nucleotide messenger RNA. RefSeq names its product neprilysin-1. The coding region runs from base 20 to 2071 and encodes 683 amino acids. The transcript has a single exon. Gene Ontology annotation, cellular component: plasma membrane. The record is from RefSeq and is a predicted model, not a curated record. Gene Ontology annotation, biological process: protein processing. NCBI's taxonomy places the organism in Eukaryota, Metazoa, Arthropoda, Insecta, Diptera, Drosophilidae. Gene Ontology annotation, molecular function: metalloendopeptidase activity.
GAGUUUAAUUAGGCGCGUGAUGAUGACAUGUCGGUUGUUGUGGCUGUGCCUUGUGGUGGCAAUAGUUCCAGCUAUGGCCAAGCCAUCGGAUGCGGAUGAUCCCUUUGCCGACGACUUGACUUCGGAUUACGCCAAGCAAAUCAUCGUGCAAGCAAAAAUAGCCGAAAUCGAGACCAUGUUGAAGCCGGAGGUAUCGCCCUGCGACGACUUCUAUACCCAUGCCUGUGGAAACUGGCAUCGCCACAAUCCCGCCCAGUUGUUCGGCAACGUCAUGACCGACAGCUUCCAGUUGAUAACCAAGGGAUUCGAUCGACGUCUCCAGCGGCUGUUGCGUUCCAAUGACCUGCAAUCCGAGCUGGAGAAGAAGAUGCAGCGUUUCUACCUGUCCUGCACCCUGGUCCACCGCGACGAUGUCCUCUACAAGCUGGCCCUGCAGAACGUCAUAAGGGAGUACGGAGGACUACCGGCCUUGGUUGGGGCCCAGUGGAACUCUUCCGACUUCAGUUGGUGGCGAACGGUGGCCCAGAUACAGCACAAGUACGGAAAACAGAUCAUUCUAGGCCUGGAUAUCACGCGCGAUAUCCGGAACACAUCGGUGAACCGCGUGUACAUAGGACAGCCAGAUUUUAAGGUAUUUAACACACACCUAAUGACUCUUCUGGCGGAGGCCCGCACAUCCAGCGAUCUGCAACAGUACUUCGGCCUGAGUCCCAGCGUGGCAAAACACACAGCCCAGCAAAUCAAUGAGUUGGAGAGAACUUUCUCGGCCGGUGUCUCUGGUGCAGCGACUCUGCAGGCAGCACUCUCCCUCUAUACGGUGGCCGAUCUUCAAGAGAAGUACAGCGACCAGCUGAAUUUCACCGAAUUCCUGGGCCUGAUCCUUGGCGAGGAAAACAUUCCUGAUUCGGUGUACAUCUAUGACGAGGGGAGUCUGGAUAAUGCACUUCUGGCCAUGAAAAGCACACCGCUGGCCACACAGGCAAACUAUGUUAUGUGGACGCUGCUCGAAGACUUUCUGGCGGACGCCAAACCAAGCGACAUGGCUAAGUGGUGCACUGAAUCGACCAAGAAGUAUUUCGGAAAGCUGGCCGAGCACGCGGUGUACGAGCGUUAUCGCAGCCCGGUUGUGGAGUCGGAAGUUCACAAGAUCUGGUAUCAGAUCAAAGGCAUCUUCCGGCAUCAGCUGUUAGGCGACAAACUGGACUGGAUAUCCAAUGCCACUAGGUCGUUGGCCAUCGCUAAGUUGGAUCGUAUGCAGUUGAACAUCAACUCCUACGACGAGGAGAACUUCGAGGAUGUGUAUGGAGAGGUGUCCAUAGAUCGCCUUAAUUACGUUUCGAAUGUCCAGCAGGUGCUCAUUGCCAAGGGCAUCGGUUUCGUGGCAAGGAUUAAUCAGCCGGCAAACUCAAUAGAUGCUACAGAGCUUCUCGCGCUUACUCCCGCCUACGACAUUCAGGAGAACAACAUAACGAUCCCGGUGGCUCUGCUGCAGCCACGAUAUUUCUGGGGUGACCAGUAUCCGGAGGCGUUUAAGUACUCCACUCUAGGCUACCUCCUCGCCCACGAGAUGUUACAUGGCUUCGAUGACGAUGGAGGGCAGUACGAUGCAUCUGGCAACUUGGCGCCUUGGUGGGACUCGAAAUCCCGCUACGAGUUAGAGGAACGCCGCAAGUGCUUCCAGGCUCAGUAUCACGAGUACGUGUACGGCGGAUCGCAGCUUCCGGAGAGAAAGGAUCAGUCGGAGAACAUAGCGGACAAUGGAGGCCUUAGGUUGGCCUUCGCCGCCUACGAGUUGUGGCUGGGUCAGCAAUCCGAGGAGGUGCUUCAUCGGGAAACCUUUGAGGGUCUGCCCUACAACAGUCGCCAGCUUUUCUUUUUGGGAUACGCUCAAUUGUUCUGCGAUGACGUGCAGUCCACCUUCCAGCACUGGAUGACUCAUUUGGAUUCGCAUGCACCCAGUAAGUACAGGGUGAUCGGACCGCUGUCCAAUUUCCAGGAGUUCUCCUGGGUCUUUAACUGCUCUCAAUCGGCGCACAUGGAUCCUGAGUACAAGUGCGCCAUCUACGGAUAAAACCCUCUAAAAUGCAUCCAGUUUUUAUUUAACUAAGUGAGCUGUGGUUUUAUUUAAUGUAGUAAGCUCAAAUUUCUAUUACAUUCAGGAAUGAAAAAUAAACAAACAAAUAUAAUUCUGACACAUAUGACAUUAAUUCUGAAUGUGUCUAGAAAUGUAAGCAAAGCAGCUUUAUCAAUGAGAGUGCGUAUAAAUAUAUAGACGGUCAUGGCUAUAUAGACGCUCUGAUAAUUGCUGUUGACAUAUGUGCAUUUUAAAUCUUCGAGAAGUAAUAGAAGACAGUGUCCUAAUCUUUAA